GAAAAAAGAUUAGAAUUUCUCCCCUCACAGCACAGGUGCCUUUCUUCAAGUUGAAAGAGUGCCACCACCAACCACAUAGUCAAAGAAAACCAAUCCAUAUUCUCCAUAAUCCUCCAAUAUGUACCCUAAAGAGAAUCAAAAUAUGGAGAUAAGUCCUUACAAUACUUCAAAGAAAACAAAGCACUUGGAGAAGUUGAACCAUCAAAAUAAUAGCUAUUUUCUUCAUGAAGCUUCAACCAUAGACAUGAUGCAUACAUCAUCAAGCAAUCAUCAAACAUCUUCAGAUAAUUCUAGUGAGACAUGUCAUCGUGAUCAAGAUGGUAAAUGGUCCUCCAAACUUCUCAAAGAGUGUGCAAUAGCAAUAUCUAAUAGAGACUCAUCAAAAAUCCACCAUCUUCUUUGGAUGUUAAACGAGUUAUCUUCACCUUAUGGAGAUAUUGAUCAAAAACUAGCUUCAUAUUUUCUACAAGCUCUAUUUUCCAAGGCAACACAAUCCGGUCACAAGUGUUACAAAACACUAUCUUCAAUCGCUUACAAAAGCCACUCUUUUGAUUCAGCAAGAAAGUUAAUACUCAAGUUUCAAGAGGUAAGUCCAUGGACAACUUUUGGACACGUAGCAUCAAAUGGUGCUAUUUUAGAAGCUUUAGAUGGAGAGAAAAAACUUCACAUAAUUGAUAUUAGCAACACCCUUUGUACUCAAUGGCCUACUCUUCUAGAAGCUUUGGCAACAAGAAAUGAUGAAACUCCUCACCUUAAGCUCACAAUUGUUGUCACAAAUAAUAGUUCUAGUGUUGUUGUUAUGAAGGAAGUUGGUCAAAGAAUGGAGAAAUUUGCUAGGCUUAUGGGAGUACCUUUUGAAUUGAAUGUUAUUAGUGAUUUGAAACAUAUACGAGAAUUAACAAAAGAGAGGUUAGGAAUUCAAGAAGGUGAAGCAAUAGCUUUGAAUUGUGUUGGAGCAUUGAGAAAAGUUGAAGUUGAAGAAAGAGAAAGUGUGGUUCAAUUUUUCAAAUCGCUUAGUCCUAGAGUUGUGACAUUUGUUGAGGAAGAAGGUGAUUUUUGUAGUGAUGAUUUUGUUAAAUGUUUUGAAGAGUGUCUUAAGUUUUAUAGAAUUUAUUUUGAGAUGUUAGAGGAGAGUUUUCCACCAACAAGUAAUGAGAGGUUAAUGUUGGAAAGGGAGUGUUCAAGAAGCAUAGUUAGGGUUUUGGCUUGUGAUCAUGAAUUUGAUCAUGAUGAAGAUGAUGGUGGUGGUGAUUAUUGUGACAAAAGGGAGAGAGGAAAACAAUGGUUUGAAAGGUUUAAGAAUGAAUUUUCACCUUGUGGAUUUAGUGAUGAUGUUGUGGAUGAUGUCAAAGCAUUGCUAAAGAGGUAUCAAGCUGGUUGGUCACUUGUUGUACCUCAAGGAGAUGAUCAUAUUACAGGAAUGUACCUAACAUGGAAGGAGGAGCCAGUUGUUUGGGCAUCAACAUGGAAACCCUAGAUGGAUCUUUGUAAAUUGAAUUUUUAUCUAUGAUGUAUCUAUAUAAAUAUUAUCUUUAAUUUAUGUUUAGUUGCUAUGUAUCAAUCUAUGGCUAAUCAAUAUUCUUAUACACAAAAUUAUAAUAGAAGAGUAUGAUUAUAUAUGAAGGAUUCUCUUGGCCUGCUUUGUAUGGAUGGAUAUAGAUGGCAAUUAAUGGAUUUUUCUUUUAACUUUCUCUUUUGAUUUUGUAUAUUUUGUAAUCUUUCUCCUGUCCAACUCCUUUAAAAGAGCAUGGCAUGGGAGUUUGUGUUGAUAGAGCUCUUGAA
This is a messenger RNA of Medicago truncatula (barrel medic), 1782 nucleotides long. Its product is annotated as protein SHORT-ROOT. Bases 119 to 1477 code for a protein of 452 amino acids. NCBI's taxonomy places the organism in Eukaryota, Viridiplantae, Streptophyta, Magnoliopsida, Fabales, Fabaceae. The transcript has a single exon. The record is from RefSeq and is a predicted model, not a curated record.